UAUUGUUCGUCCAGGACGCGACAGAUUCGAUAUGAGGGGUGGUAUUGAAAAUUGGCGAAACCAAUAAGGGUAUUUAUGAAAAGAAUAAAAGAAGGUUAACGAUCGUGACGGAGCCUCAACCAGAAGGGCCCCACCAUGUGGGAAGACGAUCAAAAUUUCUCAGUACUUAACGGAACCGUGAGAAGGCUGACGAGGGAAGUCUUGAGCAGUUCACGGCAGUGUGUGUUCCGUCAAAUCCCUUUCGUCAGAAAUUGAAAACGCCCUCAACGUUUCGUCUCUCCUUCCCUAACGCCGUCGUUCCGGUGAAGCUUGAAUCCUAACCCUAACGUCCUCUAAUGGCUUCCUGUGACGACGACUUCUCUCUCCUCAACGACGAUCACCACCACCACCAACACCACCAAUCCACCACCAACCACCAUCAUGUACCAACGCCUCACCACAUCCAUCAAUCCUACGCAUCUCACCGCUUCACACCUCGACCGUCUUCAGUUCACGCGCCGCCUCCUCCUCCUAAUCAACCGGCUCAACCGAUUCUCGCGCCGUCCGGAAGUCCAAAGAAGAUCGGUGCUCCGAUAGAGGAGGAAGAGGAUGCGGAGGAUUAUGGUGAUGCUGCUUUCUGCUCCAGUUCGUUUGAUAAUGGAGAUCCGAAUCGGCUUGGUGUUGGUGUUGAUGUGCGUAUUGAGAAGAGGAAGGAUCAGUCGGAUGAGCUUGCGGAGGAAGGAGGUUCUUAUAGUAGUUAUAAAAGAGCGAAGCCUUCCUCCAGUGGCGGAGAAUACAGGAAGGAUCGAGAGGAGUGGAGCGAUGCGGCUAUUUCCUGCCUUCUGGAUGCGUAUACCGAGAAAUUUACGCAGCUUAAUAGGGGGAAUUUGAGGGGGAGGGAUUGGGAGGAAGUGGCUGCAACUGUCAGUGAACGGUGCGAGAAGCAGAGCAAGAGCGUAGAGCAGUGUAAGAAUAAGGUGGACAAUUUAAAGAAGAGGUAUAAAUUGGAGAGGCAUAGGAUGAGUAACGGUGGUGUUUCGAUCAGUCACUGGCCUUGGUUUAAGCAGAUGGAGCAAAUUGUUGGAAAUUCUUUGACAAUGAAGGUUGUGUCUGAUGAGGAUCGGAGUGUUGCCUCCUCAGGGAAUACUCCGAGGAUAUCGAAGAGGUACGUUCUUCCUGCACCGAAUACUGCUGGUCACAUGAAUAAUGUAAAACCCAAAGCAGUUACCAGCCCAAGGUGGCGAAGAGUCGUCUUUAAAAUCAGUGGUACGGCUCUUGCAGGGACUGGUCCUAACAACAUCGACUCAAAGGUUGCAAUGGCAAUCGCCAGGGAAGUUGUAAUGGCUUGUCGCCUGGGUGUGGAGGUGGCAAUUGUUGUUGGAGGUCGUAACUUCUUCUGUGGAGACUCUUGGGUGACUACCACAGGUUUAGAUAGAUGUACAGCAUACCAAAUUGGUAUGAUGGCUACUGUGAUGAAUUCAAUACUUCUUCAGUCAGCAAUAGAGAAGAUGGGAGUUCAGACUCGUGUCCAAUCUGCAUUUAUGCUUCAGGAGGUUGCUGAACCAUACAGUAGGCAACGUGCUAUAAGGCAUCUCGAGAAAGGCAGAGUAGUUAUAUUUGGUGGCAUUGGUGCUGGCACUGGAAAUCCCCUAUUUUCUACUGAUACAGCUGCGGCUCUCCGAGCUUCCGAGAUUCAUGCUGAGGCAGUUCUUAAGGGUACAAAUGUUGAUGGGGUGUAUGACUGCAAUUCGCAAGACAACAAUUUUACGUUCAAGCACAUAUCUUUCAGGGAGUUGGUAUCAAGAGGUGCCACUAGCAUGGACAUGACAGCAUUAACUUUCUGUGAAGAGAACAACAUUCCUGUGGUCGUCUUUAAUCUUCUUGAGCCUGGAAAUAUCUCAAAAGCAUUAUGCGGAGAGCAAGUGGGUACAUUGAUUGAUCAAAAUGGAAGAAUUAGCUAGUGUUCGUAAAACUCAAAUAUUUAGUAUUAGGUUAUGUUGGGUCGAAUCGAGUCCGUAGAUUGUUUGGUGGGCUCUUUAAGAAAUUAUAGCUACCUCCUCCUUUAGGAUUGGGAGUGUUUGCUAUGUUACUUGCCAAGUACCAGAGUGUGAAAGUAGAGUAGAUUUUGAUUACUGAUUUUGAAGAUCAUAUUCUUGGUGUGGUGCCAAAAUUUCUUCCGCAUUUGCCUUUGUAUUGUAAUGUAUUUGUAUGUAUAUUAUUAUUGAUUCAGUGGAAGGGUAGAUUAAGAAAAUGGAUGGGGUGUGACAGAUUUGAAGUAUAUUGGUGGUCAUGUUAUCUCAUUAAAAUAAAGUUAUACUUGUCAUGUAAUGUAUUUGAAGUGUUUGUAAGUUGAAUAUCAAUUUGGCUCACUGCCACCAUUUUCAAUCUAUGAUUCAACACAACUUUUUGUUGUU
Benincasa hispida (wax gourd) is the source of this 2393-nucleotide messenger RNA. RefSeq names its product aspartate/glutamate/uridylate kinase family protein. Gene Ontology annotation, biological process: UDP biosynthetic process. NCBI's taxonomy places the organism in Eukaryota, Viridiplantae, Streptophyta, Magnoliopsida, Cucurbitales, Cucurbitaceae. Gene Ontology annotation, molecular function: UMP kinase activity. The record is from RefSeq and is a predicted model, not a curated record. Gene Ontology annotation, cellular component: cytoplasm.